Messenger RNA from Trichoplusia ni (cabbage looper), 1099 nucleotides. RefSeq lists its product as uncharacterized. The transcript is spliced from 7 exons. NCBI's taxonomy places the organism in Eukaryota, Metazoa, Arthropoda, Insecta, Lepidoptera, Noctuidae. The record is from RefSeq and is a predicted model, not a curated record. The coding region runs from base 283 to 1059 and encodes 258 amino acids.
UGUGCAUUGCGUUUGCAUUUGCAAAUCGAUUGUGAUAUCGCAUUUGUGAGUUCCUCAGCGUUGUAUUUAAGAACACAUAUUAUGUUUUAAACCAGUUUUCAAUAUUUAAGUUAUCAAUCAACAAAACUGGCGUGUAUGUCGCGCAAUCAUCGUACGAUCGGUAUCGCAAUCUAAAAAUCGUCUGCCGAUGGCUAGUUGCUAGUAUGCAGUUAUCGCUGCGAUGCUAGCGCUCGGAACAACAUAGUAGCAAUUAUUGUAACCAGAAUAGGUAAUAAGUAAAAUAUGGAGCACAGAGUAUCAAACGCACAGCUAGACGAACUCCUUGAAUAUCUAGCUGAGCAUUCCGGCCUGGUCUCCGGGGAAUGUCGUGGUACACGGUCUAAGGAAAUAGUCGACAAACAAUGGAACGAUUUAGCCAAAAAACUUAAUUCGUACGAAACUGGCUCGUCUAAGUCUGGUGAGCGAUGGAAAAAGUACUGGGCAGAUUUAAAACAUAAAAGCAAAACGAGAUUGGCACGAUGGAAGCAGGCCUCCUUAGACGGAACAAACAACCAAGACUUGUCAGAUGUUGACAAGAAGGUGUUGGCCAUCAUCGGAGAGCGAGGACCACCUGUAUUUGAAUCGCAUCCAGUAGUCUACGGGUCGUCAGAACAUAAUCUAAUGACUUCAGAUGUCGUUAUAGAAAAAUCAGAAUUACUAUCACCAUCAAAUUCUGUCGCCAGUUUAGAAUCGAAUGAUGGACAAGAGGAAACCAGUUCAAUACAUGCAGAGAGUACCAAAGCGACCCGGUCUAGCAGAACGAGACCGCGACUAAGACUCAAAAGAUGCAGAUCAACUAUAUCUAGGCCACCGCAAACAAGUCCUGUUCCAAAAUGGGUGAUAGAAUUAGAAAGGAACAGGGUUCACGCGGAGAACAAGAUGGCGGACGCGGCCUUGUUAAUGGUUAACGCGGCAAACAAGAUCGCUGACGCGGCGCUCAGACAGACUGACGUCAUGAACAAGGUUGUAGAGGUUGUGGGGCAGUUGUCCGCCAUGCUGCCCAGGAAUAAUAACCAGUAGGAUAGGAAUAAAGUUUAUACGAAUGUUGAUUUGUUGUUGA